CUCCCAGAUUCUAACCCAGGUAACCAGGUGACCAGGUAACCUAGGUUUGAAUCUGGGAGUCAGAAAAAAUAUUGUAUUGUCACAUGACUUAUUGUAAAUAUUACAUUUUGUAAUCCCCCGAGGAUUUUCUAAAAACUAGAAGCAGGUCGACCACCAGGGGGCGCUGGACUACACCCUAACCCUCUCCACUGGAGACAGCGCCACCUACCUGUCCUUACAAGAUCAUUGAGGAAGAGGACAGAUUGAGCUUCAUCAAUAAAUUCCUCCUGCUGCGUCUCACCUGAAUGUUUUCAUCAAGUUUUUAAAGAUUCAGAUCUACAAACACUGAAACACACACACACUGAAACACACAAACACUGACACACACACACAUUAACCCCCCCUUGCAGCAGCUUCAGGCUCCGCCCCCUUGCAGUCUCCAGGUCUCUCCAGUUUUCCUGCUCUGUUUCGGAUCAGUUGCUGUGGGUCGUUAUCUGGACCGGACCUGGUUCUGCUGGUUCUGUUUGGGUCGGAGUUCUGGGGGAACAUGAGAAGGAGAGGAGCAGAACACCGGACCCGGGCCUGAGGAGCAGAACCGACUCAGAACUGCUGAGCAGGCGGAUCCAGAGUCAAUCAGAGACGUCGGCGACUCCUGUGCAGUCACGCAGGUUGCCACGACGACAUGGUGAACACAGAGCGGCCGCAGCUAAAAAUAGCGUCAGGCUGCUGAAAGCUGAUCUGAUUGUGGAGACGGAGGCGCCUUUGCUCCGCCUGAUCUGGAUGGUUUGGGUCUGACCGGUGUCAGAUCACCGCCAGAUUACCCAGCAGGAGAUGAAUGGAUCCUGGACCUGCUCCAUCUUCAGAACCAGGCUCUAGUCAAGGUUCUGCUGCCAUCAUCAUCAUCGCUUGACUUCUCCUCAGAGGUUAAAAGGUGUUACCAUGGAAACCCUCAGGUUCCUUGCCGCCUUCGGAAAGGAAACCUGCCAGCGGUCUUUGAGGACAGGAAGUGGACAAAAGGUACCGAUGGACCUCCAACUGCGGAUAAGAUGACAGCUGACAGGUGCUGUAAAGUGUCCAAUCACAGCUCAGCAGGAUGUCAGGAAACAUGUCAUCUCUGGCUCCGCCCACCAGUGCGUCACCCCCACCUCCUCUCAACGUCUCCCAGUAUCCUCCCCUCACCGACUGGGAGCCUCCCAGUUUCACCCGAGCUGCUCAGUUCCGGGUCGGCGCCACCUCAGUGCUCUUCCUGUUCGCCGCCUGCAGCAAUCUGGCGCUGCUGGCCAGCGUCUGGUGCGGCCGCGGCCGCCGGCUGUCGUCUCACUUGCGGCCGUUGAUGCUGAGCCUGGCGGUGGCGGACCUGAUGAUGACGUUUGUGGUGAUGCCUCUGGAUGCGGCGUGGAACAUCACGGUGCAGUGGUACGGCGGCGAGGCGCUCUGCAAGCUGCUCUGCUUCCUGAAGCUGUUCGCCAUGCACGCCGCCGCCUUCAUCCUGGUCGUCAUCAGCCUGGACCGCCAUUACGCCAUCCUGCACCCGCUGGAUGCCCUGAGCGCACACCGCAGGAACCGCUGUAUGCUGCUGCUGGCCUGGAGUCUGAGUCUGCUGCUGGCUUCCCCACAGCUCUUCCUCUUCAGAACCAUCCGUCUGGACGCGGCCAACUUCACGCAGUGCGCGUCCCACGGCAGCUUCACUCACCGCUGGCAGGAAACGCUCUACAACAUGUUCCACUUCGUCACGCUGUACGUUGUGCCGCUGCUUCUGCUGAGCUGCUGCUACAGCCGCAUCCUGCUGCACAUCAACCAGCAGCACCUGCAGCACAAAGCAGGUGAGUCCCCCCUGCGGCGCAGCGGCACUGACCUCAUCCCCAAGGCGCGGAUGAAGACGCUGAAGAUGACGGUGGUGAUCGUGCUGUCCUUCGUCGUGUGCUGGACGCCAUACUACCUGCUGGGGAUCUGGUACUGGUUCCAGCCCGACAUGUUGCGGGUCAUGCCCGAGUACGUCCACCACGCCCUGUUCGUGUUCGGGAACCUGAACACCUGCUGCGACCCCGUCAUCUACGGCUUCUACACGCCGUCGUUCCGCGCCGACCUGGCUGCCUUCUGCCGCUGGACGAGGAGCCACGCUUCGCCGCGCUCGCCGGAGCACCUGUCCGCCAGGCAGGGUCCGCACAGCGGCGAGGACGAGGCGCCGCCUGGCCCCGCCCACUGGGCAAACCAGGCGGCGCCUCGCUGACCAAUCACAAGCCAGAACUGAACCACGGGACGUUCUCUGCUUCUCUGGUUUUAUUCCUUCGUGUUUGGAGGUUUCUCAGUUUCUCAGCAGCAGAUUGAAUCUCUGAAUAAAACGUUUCUCUGCUUCUGAUUGGUCACAAUA
Molecule: messenger RNA, 2350 nt
Organism: Xiphophorus maculatus (southern platyfish)
Lineage: Eukaryota; Metazoa; Chordata; Actinopteri; Cyprinodontiformes; Poeciliidae
Product: gonadotropin-releasing hormone II receptor-like
Exons: 5
Coding region: 1073-2209 (378 amino acids)
Biological process (GO): G protein-coupled receptor signaling pathway
Cellular component (GO): membrane
Molecular function (GO): gonadotropin-releasing hormone receptor activity; peptide binding
Source: RefSeq, a predicted model, not a curated record